AUGGCUUUGACAGCACUGCCUGAGACAAUGAGGACGCUGCUACAGCCCUCGCGCCAGUCCGCCGAAGUGAUCCUCGCCACGGUGCCAGUGCCAACGCCGUCGCACCCCGAGGAUGUUCUCGUCCGCGUGCACGCUACCGCGCCCUGCGCCGGUGAGCUGCGCUGGGCCGUCGACUUCCCAGACACCAUUCCCGCCGACAAGGAGCUGGUGCCGUGUCAAGACCUUGCGGGGACCGUCGUGAGUGCGCCGGCCAGCAGCGGCUUUGGCCCCGGCGACGGCGUCUACUGCCGCGUGUCGGCUGAGCGGGCUGGCGCGGCGCGCGACUAUGCUCUCCCCCGCGUCGGCGAGCUCGCCAAGAUACCGGCGGGCCUGAGCUGGGUAGAGGCCGCGGCCACACCCCUGAGCGCGCUGACGGCCUGGCAAGCGCUAUUUGUCCAGGGAACGCUGGAUGCCGCGGGCAUCAAGGGCCACGUCGCGGCGAGAGAGCACAACGCCAAGAUCCGUGUGCUCGUGACUGGUGCCGCGGGCGGCGUAGGCAGCUGGAUUGUGCAGCUGGCAUCGUUGUCCGGUGCCCAGCAUGUUGUUGCCGUCUGCGGCGCCGACAAGGCAGAAGGGGUCCGACAGCUCGGGGCGACCGAGAUCGUCGACUACCGGCGGACUUCGAUCGAGGAAUGGGUUGGCGGUGACUCAAGCGCGCGAGAGUGCGACCUGGUAAUCGACGUGGUCGGUGGAAAGACGCUCGCGGGAUGCUGGGCCGCUGUCCGGGCCCAGGGCACACUGAUCAGCAUUAACACGCCACCCGACAUGGUAAAGCCGGCGGGUCUAGGGAGGGAGCUGGCGAAGAGCCUAUUCUUCAUUGUAGAGCCGCUCGGCAGCAAUCUUGCCGAGAUCGGGAAGCUGAUUGAGGAGGGAAGGGUGCGGCCCACAAUCGACAGUGUGUGGGGGUUUGGCGACUUCGAGAAGGCGUUCGAGAGGCUCGAGUCGGGACGUGCCAGAGGCAAGAUUGUCAUCAAGCUCAGCGACGAAGCUUGA
Messenger RNA from Lasiosphaeria miniovina, 1032 nucleotides. RefSeq lists its product as uncharacterized. The transcript has a single exon. Bases 1 to 1032 code for a protein of 343 amino acids. Gene Ontology annotation, cellular component: mitochondrion. The record is from RefSeq and is a predicted model, not a curated record. Lineage: Eukaryota; Fungi; Ascomycota; Sordariomycetes; Sordariales; Lasiosphaeriaceae. Gene Ontology annotation, molecular function: oxidoreductase activity.